This is a messenger RNA of Amyelois transitella, 9321 nucleotides long. RefSeq names its product phosphatidylinositide phosphatase SAC2 (gene sp3). Bases 84 to 3515 code for a protein of 1143 amino acids. Gene Ontology annotation, molecular function: phosphatidylinositol-4-phosphate phosphatase activity. The record is from RefSeq and is a predicted model, not a curated record. Lineage: Eukaryota; Metazoa; Arthropoda; Insecta; Lepidoptera; Pyralidae. The transcript is spliced from 18 exons. Gene Ontology annotation, cellular component: early endosome; clathrin-coated endocytic vesicle. Gene Ontology annotation, biological process: regulation of endocytic recycling; phosphatidylinositol dephosphorylation.
AACGUCAAAUGCCUGCAAAUUACAACAAUAAUAAACAAUGAAACUGAAUAAAAAUUGUAUUAGCAACAAAUAAACCCAGUAAAAUGGAAUUAUUUAGAUCAGAGCAAUUUUAUAUAUUUGUAAGAAAUGAUUCAAGUCUGUGGUGGAAUAGACUUACUGGGGCCUUUUCUGUCAGAUCAGCAUGGGAUUUAUCUGACAUCGAUGAUAUAGAAUGCCUAGGGAUCACAGAAGGCAUAAUAGGUAAAGUGGAACACUCCAAUGUAUUUGAACCGCGGCUAAUGAUAAUAAAAGAGAGUGUUCCAAUUGGUCAGAUUUAUUUUCAUCACACCAUCUACAAAAUUAAGUCAAUAUGUUUUCUAAAUAUGGGAGUAACAAAUCAAGAGCUAGACUUAAGUCCGUGUACGAAGCAUGGGUCUUCCAGUGCCAUUGCAAAUUCUGCUAGAUCUUUGAACAAAAAAAUGGGGGCUCGCUUAUUCGAAAACUCGGCAUUUCUGAACAAAACAGUUGGAGCAGUAAAGAAUGUUAGUAACACAAUCAAAUCUACAACACAGCAGGCUGCCACACAGGUGAAACAGACAGUUAAGAAACAGAGGGAUCCAAAACUUGCAGAACGGUUUGAGAAGAGGCUCACUGAUGAACUUCACAAGAUUUUUGACGAUUCGGACAGCUUCUAUUACUCUCGGACACUGGACAUCACAAACAGUCUCCAACGACAAUAUGAGAUUGAAAAGAUGAUUGAAACUGAAGAGGGAGCGGCUAAACCUGUCAUGGAUAUAACAAAAUGGUGGAAAUAUGUAGAUGACAGAUUCUUCUGGAAUAAGUACAUGCUGAAAGACAUUAUUGCGUUGGGCAGUCCAGAAUGCGACCAGUGGGUGCUCCCAAUCAUCCAGGGCUACGUCCAGCUGUCACAGAUAGCAGUGGAACCGGCUGAUGUGAAUCCGCUAAACACAGAGUCACUGAGCAAUGCUAACUCAUGUGAUGAGACUUUUACACUGGCUGUUAUAUCUAGGAGGUCACGGUACCAAGCUGGGACAAGGUACAACCGCCGAGGAAUCGAACCAGACGGCAAAGUAGCCAACUACGUUGAGACCGAGCAGAUCGUCUCCAUCAUUUGUUCCGACAGCAUCCACAGGGCUUCCUUUGUUCAGGUGCGCGGUUCCGUGCCUAUAUUCUGGAGUCAACCGGACUACAAAUUCAGACCUCCCCCUCGACUUGACAGAACCGAAGAGGAAUCCCACGAAGCCUUCGAGAAGCACUUCAAAGAGGAACUAGAGAAAUACAAACAAGUCUGCAUAGUGAACCUGGUGGAGCAGCAGGGGCGCGAGCGCAUCAUAUGGGACGCCUACAGCCACCACGUGCUGAAGUACAACAGCCCGGACGUUAUAUACGCCACGUUCGAUUUCCACGAGUAUUGCCGCGGCAUGCAUUACGAGAAUGUGAGCAUUCUGAUAAACGCGAUCGCUGACAUCAUCGGCGAGAUGCGUUUCUGUUGGCGCGACGACCGCGGCCUAAUCUGCAGCCAGAACGGGGUGUUCAGAGUCAACUGUAUCGACUGUCUCGACAGGACCAACGUAGUUCAGACGGCCAUAGCCAAAUACGUGUUGGAGCUGCAGUUGUGCCGGCUGGGGCUCGGAGCCCCGGGCUGCGGCCUGCCGCCCGCCCUGCGCAACGCCUUCCUGGCGAUGUGGGCCGACAACGGGGACGUCAUCUCCAGGCAGUACGCUGGCACUAAAGCACUUAAGGGCGACUACACACGAACCGGCGAACGGAAACUAACGGGAAUGAUGAAAGAUGGCGUCGCAUCCGCCAACAGAUACUACCUGUCAACGUUCAAAGACGCUCUACGGCAAGUGGCCAUAGAUGUGAUGACAGGCGAGUCGCGGUCUAUCCCCACACAGCUCAUUGUCCAAGAGGGCGCCGCUGUCUGCACCACUGUCAAGGACGAACCGGCGCCCGACACAGCGGCGAUGGCCCAACACGUCAAGUCCCUGAUAGACGACUGCAAGAAACUGCUGGUUGACACAGAACCGGUCCUGGGUUCAUGGGGGCUCAUCGAUGCGGAUCCAUACACUGGCGACCCACAGGAAACGGAAAUGGACAGCGUUUUAGUUCUAACCAACGAGGCUUACUACGUGACCGAUUACGAUGAGACGUCUGACCGCUUGUUGAGCGUGCAAAGGGUUCCGUUGCGUGACGUCACACACGUGGAACUCGGGACGUACGAUUCUAACACCACGAUAUUCGGCGUCGGCCGCAAAAGCGCCAGUGAACCAGUGUACUGCAUCAGGAUAAAUUACACUUGUAACGGUGAAGCUGGCUACUUCCACAUGUUCCGCUCCACUUCGCUGCGAUUCUUCAACAACAUGGCCGUCGUCAUCAAUACUAAGGACGAGAUGAUUGAAUCUAUGCACUCGAUCUGCGAGUCCAUACUGGUGGCUCGAGAUGUUGCCCAGUUGCCGCCGGUACCUUUCCACGAGGGCGUUAAAUUGGACCGCAAGAAAUCUAAGACCCAUCCGUCCCAAGCUUCGUCAGGCAGCACAAGAUCUUCGCUCUACGUCGAUUUGUCCCGGCUGCCGUCACUUACUAGGAACGUGAGCGAAACUCAACUGGUGGCUGAUAUACGGAGCGUUGGAUCCAAAGCUCUGAACAACAUGUCGGAACAAUUCAGUAAACUAAACAAACUGAGCCAUUCUUUGAACGCCCGCGCGAGACCCAGUCUCCAACUGAAAUUCGACCAAGGCACCUCCCGUACUAAAAAGAUCUUCACCCUGGGUAACAAAACGGAGAAGAAAAAGGGCAGCCUUUCAGAUGGCAUGAGUUCAGAUUACUCUUCAGACGACGAGAACAGAACAAACAUAUUCGAGCCCACUUUGGACAAUUUCGAAAACACCCAACAUUAUAUAGGAAAAACACAAAAAACUGAAACUGACGACUGUGACUUGAUUGAAAAUCCACUUUACACUUCCAAAAUCGAACCGGAGAAAGAAGAGUUCGUGCCGACAGAUAUAGUAACGACGAACACACAGACAGUCAAAACUCCGAGCAAUAUGAACAAAAUUAAUCCGUUCGACGUCGAUAUAGAGCGGACCACGCCCGAGAUCAAAGUGGAGGGGCAGAGCGAGAAGGCGAUACCUCCUAGCUCGCUCUUACUGUCUCAGAAACUAUCUCAUAGUUCGAGUGAUAUUAACUAUGAGGAGAGUGUGCCCGAGGGCAGUUUCCACGUGCGUUCGAACUCUCAGCACGAAAUCACGCUGAAUAUAGCGCAGUCUCAUAGCGAGUCAGCGCUGAAGCAGCUGAAGAAUAUAGCCAGUCCUGUGUCAAGUGCGACUAGAGAUAUGGUUCUAUCGCCGCUGUCUAAGUUGGCGAAAGGCGUGCAGUCGCUGGGAGCCAACUUGGAUCCGAGGAAGAUUAAGGGCUCAACGGCGGUAAAACACAUAAGCGAGCAACAAUACGAGGAACACAGGAAACUGCAAGAGAAAUGGCGCGAUUGCAACACGCGCCUUGUCGCUUUGUAAUGUCAGCUGUCACUGGAGGACGGUGUUGCCAGGUGAAAAAAAAACACCCAUUUAGUAGUUUCUUAAUUAUCGUCGAACACGGUAUAUUUAGAUUGGUUUGACAGUUAUAAUUCCGGCUUGGCUUAUUGAAGUUAUUAGCCACAUACCUAUUGUAUUUUUUUAUUGAAAAUAUAAACAACGCUUUUAGUAAGCAAAUCAAAUAGAUUUUGAACCAUAUUAUAAAAACAUUUGGCUUAGUUUUUAUGACAACAACUAUAGCCUUUAAGAAACUUAAUACAUGCUGUCAGGAUUCAGUGAGAUUUUAAUUAAACGAAAUGUUGGUAAGAAAUGGGCUUUGCAAUAUUUUCAGUCACCGAAUGCCGUCAAAAACUUAAGAUCUGUCUGCCCAAUGUGUAACAUUGUAAUCCUGAUUUGAUGAUAAACAUUUUGACAUAUUUUAAGUUUUAUGUAGGUUUUUUUCCAGUACUAUUUUGCCAGUAUUAAUAGUUCCAAUUUUUCUGACUGUUGAUAAUUUUAUAAAUAUUGUUUGUAUAUAUGUUGACGUAUUAACCGAUAUUUUUAACUUCCAUUUUCUCAUUAGAUCCAAUUGGUCCCUAUUGAAUCGAAUCCAUGAUAAUAAUUUACAAUUUUAUUAAUAUUAUUAUAUACGAUUUUAAAAGUUUAGCUAAUUUUUAAUGUGUGGUUUUGAUAAAUUGAUUUUUAUUCGAAAUUGAGUGGAAUGAAUUGGAUAAUUGUAUAGUUUAGUAAUUUUUAUUCAGUUAUAAUAAUAAAGGUAGAGUUGCGUUAGCAGUGUCGUGCUAUAUUGUAGGAUUUUAGGGCAUUACGACAAAAAAAAUCGAUGUUACUGUAAUAGCUAAAAAAUAUAUAUAAAAUAUAUGUACUAAUAGAUACAUCUAUGUAUUUAAAAGCCGAUAGUCUUGUCUAUAACACUUGGCUCUUUGAAGAUUCGCCGGACCGUAGUCUAAAAAACUUGAAUAACGUGUACAUUUUUGUAAUGGAAUUGGUAUCUUGCUAGUAUUUUUUUAUAAUAUAAUCGUUUAAGUUUAUGUAUCACAUUGCUGGGUCAAGACUAAUAAUUAUAUCAUUAUUGUCAGCGAGUUACUAUUUAUACGCAUUCUCGCUAAAAUACGAGUAGUGCCCGAAAUAAAAAAUACGUCCGUCCGUUCGAAAAUGGAUCGGAAUGUCUUAAAAUAAGGCACACAAUCCUUAAAUGUAAAAUCCUGCUCAUACACAAUGUUUUAUAUUCAAGGAUUGUAUGCAUUAUUGCAGAACUGUAAGAACUAUUUUUGAAUGUUGCUAUUUGGAAUGCGUAUUUUUUUUUUUUUUGUUUAAUAUUGCUCUCUGUGAAACUACUAGAGUUGAUUGAAGUUAUUUAUACUUUUGUCAAUUCGUCUUCAAAGGUCGCUAAUGUGACAUCUUGACCUGCACUGCUUGUAAAUUUUAAUAUUGCAAGCUAAAAUAUAAUAGGUAACCUUGCUCUCUAUUGGCUACUUUUUAUCAACUCAGUGAUGUAAAAACACAAAAACAUUCCUUAGAAUUAUCUUAUGUACCAUAAAUUCUCGUAUUGUAAUAAAAUAAUAUAACAAUGGAUAGACCGUUAAAUUGUCUAACUUUUAUUAUCGAAGAUCAUUUUUGGGGAUUUUCUUUGCAAACAAUAGAUUUAUUAAUAUGUACUUUUAAACUUCCGCGUUGCAUGAUUUUUAAUGUAUGCAAACUGACAUUAGUCAUCCUGUGACCACUGUCGAUGCAACUCGAAAAAAUGGUAUGUUCGCGGUAAUUCCGGUAUGCCUACAUUAUUAAAUUUAUUGGGCUUAAUAAUAUACUCUUGGGCUGGCCCUACAAAAAGACAAACUGCCAAUAUUUAUAAGUUAAAUUGUUUUGUAUGUCACCUUAUUUUUACCUUUUUAUUAAUUUUUUCCAAAAUAUUUCUCAUUCCCAUUGCAGUAUUAUUCAUAAUAUAAUAAUUAUAAUCAAUAAAACAUGUUUAUUCAUUCAAAAAUGUUUAAUUAUAGUAAUAUGUUUAGAUUGAAAGCUUUGUUAUUUGUACAAAUAUUAUAUUAUUAUCUUUCCACGGGGUAAACAAAACCUAAAUUUGUAAACACAGAAGCCACUUGAAGUUUCCACUUGAAGUCACUUUGUAGCCACGAUGAAAGUAAUUCUGUAAUAGUUGUUAUAUCUCAAAUAAUAACUUAGCGAGUGUGAAAAUAGGACUAUAGCUAAGUUAGGCUGUAUGGCAUCCUUAUGCUGUCCUAACACGCUUAUUUCAAAUUAAAAGUUAAGCUUUUAGAUCUAUAUGUCAAUUAAUUAACUUAUGUCAUUUGACAGGAAAGAAUCCAAAUUGACAAGUUUUUUUUUAUAUUUUAGUGCUAGUUUCUAAAAACAGUAACAGCUUGGGAAGCCCGCUGUAAAAGAAAUAAAAGUUUAAGUCAAAACUUCAACAUAUUAAAAUGUUUCAGUAUCUUGUGUUACCAUUAACAGGCGUAUAUUAAAUACUAGCUUUCCGCCCGCGGCUUCGCCCACGUGUAAUUCGGUUAUAUAUAGCGUUUUUUAAUGAUCUCGACAGGGCUUUUUCUUCCACAGGCUUAAAUCUUGUUACAACUGGAAUUAAAUAUAGCCUGUGUUACUCAGGGAUGAUGUAGCUUUCUAAUGGUGAAUGUUUGAAAUCGAUUCAGUAGUUUCGGAGUUUAUGGAUUACAUGUGUAAACAAACAAACAUAUAAAAAAAUAGAUUGUUCCUCUUUAUAAUAUUAGUAUACAUACAAAUCUAUAUAGAAAAAGUAAAGCGAGACAAAAUCAUCGUCUCAAAAGAAAAAAAAAAAACAGGAUUUAUAGGACGAAGAGGCCUUACAGGAUUUCCUUGUAAACAAUAUUUUUAGUUUUUUUUAUUAUUUACCAGUAUGAACAGGUUAGAGUGAGAGCUGACACGCGAGCAAGCAACAUACAGUUGUCCGUGAGAGAAACAAUCUUCUCUUAAAUCAACACCAGCGACUUUAAAAGUUUGCCCUUGAGACUUAGGUAUUUAUCGUCAUCGCAAAGCAAACUUUUUUCGUUUUGUUUUUCCUGGUAUUCCAGGGAAAUCAAGGGCAAACCUCAAAUUUACAGGCAAUUACGUUUUUGACAAUUUCAUAGAUCUGUUUAAGUAUUUGCGUCUGAUAGUCAUCAUCCCAUGUGAAUGAGCUGAUGAUGGAAGGUACAACUCCUCAACGGUUAGGAGUUGAAAGAAAAUUCUUACGAAGUUAUACGUACAUGUGAGGCUAUUAGGUUGACCUGAUAAUAAAAAGUAAAUCUCAUUAACGUUAAGAAUUUAGGUGAAAAUGGAUGCGGACAAAUUUCGUCUCUUCACUUGUUUCCUUUUAGCUGUUUGUAUGGGUAGUGUUAACACAAAAUAGGGAUUUAAAGGCGUGAUGUUAUUAAUGUUAUGCAUGUAUGUACAUAAUUAUGUAUGUUAAAGAGACGACUGAAAGUUGUCAUACAAAGUCUUUUUUUUUAAGGAUGGGAAAUCAUCAAAUGACCUCUCCCGCUCUGGGUGGAACGGAAGGGAGUGUCAGACUUUUACUGACUAAAACCCACCUCGUUCCUUCAGUUGCCCUUUGCGUUCCGGGGCCACGGUAUCUCGUUAGAACUUUCCCGCAGCCCCGGCUCAGUUUAUCCCGUUUCCCCCCCUUGGGGGUUGACAUUUCAAAAAUCCCUUCUUAGUGCUCACUUAUGUUACUAAAGGAACCUCUGUUCAAAAUCUUAGACUCCUAUACCGAGCGGUUUCGGCUGUGCGUUAAUAAAUCAGUCACCCAAUCGCACCCCCUAAAUCACGAUUGGAGGGUAGUUUGAAAAAACUUAUAAUGUCAAACAUAUUUACUUGCCUAUGUACGUGUUCAUGCCAAGUUUCAAGUUUAUAAACCCAAGGAAUAAGAUUUUUCAUAGAAACGUUUUUACCCCUUUUCACCCCCUUGGGGGUUGAAUUUCCAAAAAUCCUUUCUUAGUGCUCCCCUACAUAUCCCAAGGAACCUACAUUCCAAAUUUCAGCUGUCUACGACCAGUAGUUUCGACUGUGCGUUGUCUGUCAGUCAGUCACUCAGUAACGGAAGAGUUUUAUAUAUAUAAUAUAUAGAUUUAUGGCAACAUUUUAGAAAGAUUGCGUAUUGUAGCCAAUUAUAGGCGAUGCACCAAUUUGUUAUACUUUAUUUUAUGUAUAUUGUAGUAAAAUAUGUAUAACGAUUCAUAUGUAAAUUUAAAAAAAAAAACACAGAAGACAGAAACAAGAAGAUAGUAGAUCUUCUUUAGACUUGUAUAUUUAUUAUGUAAGAAUUAAAAAAAAAAAAGAAUUGUUAGUAUGACAUAUUAAAAAUUCUUUUUUUUAAAUUCUUAUGCACCAUACGAAACUACAAAAAUUUCAACUUUCAGGACUUAUUUCCACUGUGCGUUGUCUGUCAGUCAGUUGGUAAUGGUAGAAUAUACUUAACGUGCGUUCUGUAAGUUUGAUUUUGAGAAAUAGUGGUUUCAAAUCAUAAUAAAAUGUCACAAAAUGAUUGUAAGUAAUACCUCCGUUAAAUUUUUUUUAUUUAAAUUAAUGACAGUUAAUUAUUAUAUUAUGUACUACGGCUAAAAGUUUUUAUUAAUGAAUAAUACACUCAAUGAAUUACUUAAUAAUAGUUAUAUAAUUUUGCAAAUAUAUGCGUGUACUAAAAAAAUAUUUCAUAGAAGCUGUAUUAAGUUAUUUGUAGUCGUAAUGUUACAAUUAAAUUAAUUUUUUUUUUUGAUUUACCAAAGUUAUUAUAGUGCAAAAUACACGGCUCAAAUGUAUUUAGAAAUAUAAAUCUGUAUAGAUUGUUCCUAUCGAUUGAAAUUGUAGAAUAGGUACAACAAGAAGGGUAUAUGUGUAUAUUACGGCCUCUGUGGCGCAGCGGUUGUGCGCUUGUCUGUGAAACAGUAGGUCGAGGGUUCAAAUCCCGACCACGGCAUGAUGAGAAACUUUUUCUGAUUGGCUUGGUUCUUGGAUUUUUAUCUGCUUAUAUAAAUAUUUAUUAUCGUUGAGUCAUUAUCUCGUAACAUAAGUUUCGCACUUACUUUGAGUCUAACUCAAUCUUAAUACUAACUACGUAAAUAAAUCGGUGUUUGUUUUUUUAAUUAUAAACACCGGAUCUGUGCGAUAUAUAAUUUUUUUUAUGAUUUGACUUAUUACGCUUCCCCCGUAAGUACAGAUAUAACCUUCUUGUUACACCGUAGCAAAUAGACGAAAAUGUAUUAAAUUAAUUAUUGUUAUUAUAUGGACCAUUCUGUAUAAUCCAAUAUCGUCAUAAUACAAUGCAUAGUAGACACAUAGACGUAGAAAAAAAGGCAGACGAAGAUUUAGUAUACGGCGAUAUGAAGCACCAAUAGUAUACGCCUCACGCACGCACUCUCACCAAUAGUGUGACAGUCGGCCGCAAGAUGCGUCAUAGAUUAUGUCAUUUUCUGUCAUUCACACAUGCGUACAAUGCCGCCAUUACGAUGCUUCAAUUUUUUUCAAGCCACACUACGUCUGCCUUUUUUACUACGUCUGUAAGUAGACAUUUAAAACUAGCAUAAAAUGUAAUGGCUCGCGAUUAGUUGUCAAAUUAAAACAUCACAAUAUUUGCGUUUUAUUUGUUUAUUUUAUUUUUAACAUACGGCCGUAGAACCUACGUGAAAUCAAAACAAGAAAUACUGUGAUGAGAAAUCUAAGUUCAAGUCUGUGAUGUAUAUCUGUUCAUGUAAAUCUGUUUUCAUUUAUUUAUUUGUAGAUUAAAAUUGCUUUUGACGAAUAAGUUUUUUAUUCGGAUAUUUUUCCCAAA